AUGUCUUUACCAAGGAACUCUUUCAUGAAUGUUCUUAGUAUGAAGGGAGGAGAUGGAGAACACAGCUAUUCUACCAAUUCUGAUAAUCAGAGAAAUGUUAUCUUUAAAACACGACCGGUGGUGGAAGAGAAUAUCAAAGAAAUGUUACUUGAGUUAAAUUUUCCAGAGUGCAUCAAAGUGUCAGAUUUAGGAUGUUCUUCAGGAGAAAACACGUUUUUGGUCAUGUUCCAAAUCGUCAACACGAUCACAGGUUCAUACCAACAAACAAAUCAAAACCUACCAGAAAUUGAUUAUUGCCUAAACGAUCUUCCAGAAAACGAUUUCAAUACAAAUUUCAAGAUGGUCCCUCCCUUUAAUAAAGAGGUUAAAGGGAAGUGUUACAUAUCUGGAGUCCCAGGCUCUUUCUACUCAAGACUCUUUCCAGAAAAAUCUCUUCAUUUUCUUCAUUCAUCUUAUAGUCUUAUGUGGCUUUCUAAGGUUCCUCAAGGGCUUGAAGCUAACAAGAAUAAUGUAUACAUUAGAAGUGGAUGUUCUCUAAGUGUGUGCCAGAGUUAUAUGAAUCAGUUCCAAAAUGAUUUCAACUUGUUCUUAAGAAUGCGUUCUGAAGAGAUGUUGCCUAAUGGACGCAUGGUUCUCACGUUCAUAGGAAAAAAGGAUGUAGAUCCUUUAUGCAGAGACGGUUUCUACCUUUGGUCUUUGCUCUCUGAUGCAUUCAUCGACCUAGUUUCCGAGGGUGUCGUGAAACAAUCAGAAGUGGACUCAUUCAACCUACCGUUCUACAAUCCGAACGAAGGAGAGGUCGUAAAGAGUGUCCGAAAUGAAGGCUCCUUUGAGAUUAACAAGAUAGAGACACAUGAGCAUGUUGUUUCGGACAAAACUGAUGAAGAAGAAGAUGGAGUCAAAGUUGGGAGAAAGAUUGCAAAUAGAGCAAGAUCCAUCACUGAACCAAUGCUUAUUGCUCAUUUUGGUGAUACCAUUAUCAUUGACCACCUCUUCAACAAAUUUGCACACCAUGCAACCCAAAACUAUAGCGCUUCCGGCCCAACAACGUUCAUCAUCAUCGUGUCCUUGAUCAAAAAAUAA
This is a messenger RNA of Microthlaspi erraticum, 1083 nucleotides long. NCBI's taxonomy places the organism in Eukaryota, Viridiplantae, Streptophyta, Magnoliopsida, Brassicales, Brassicaceae. The record is from the annotation of a GenBank genome assembly.